Messenger RNA from Scheffersomyces coipomensis, 2064 nucleotides. It is a transcript of the gene ILV2, whose product is annotated as acetolactate synthase catalytic subunit. NCBI's taxonomy places the organism in Eukaryota, Fungi, Ascomycota, Pichiomycetes, Serinales, Debaryomycetaceae. Gene Ontology annotation, biological process: L-valine biosynthetic process. The coding region runs from base 1 to 2064 and encodes 687 amino acids. Gene Ontology annotation, cellular component: mitochondrion; acetolactate synthase complex. Gene Ontology annotation, molecular function: magnesium ion binding; thiamine pyrophosphate binding; flavin adenine dinucleotide binding. The record is from RefSeq and is a predicted model, not a curated record. The transcript has a single exon.
AUGCUUAGUCAGAAUAUAAGAACAGCUAGUUGUUGUCGUCGUCAAUCAACCAAGUUGAUGAUGAUGAAAAUUCAAAUGAGAUCCAUUACCAAAACAAACUUACAAAAUGCUACUAUGACUUCAACUUCGAGACCUAGUCCUUCUCCUGCCUUCAAUGCUGCUGCUGCUGAUAUCAGCAAACAACAUCCAACUUCAAGAUCAUCUACCAAUACUUAUCCAUCUAUAAAUAAUCAUCACAAUACUGAAGUUUUAAUGGAUGAUUCAUUCAUUGGUCUUACUGGGGGGGAAAUCUUUCAUGAAAUGAUGUUAAGACAUAAUGUGGAUACUGUGUUUGGUUAUGCUGGUGGGGCUAUCUUACCAGUGUUUGAUGCCAUUUAUAAUUCUGAUAAAUUUCAAUUUGUUCUUCCAAGACAUGAACAAGGUGCAGGUCAUAUGGCCGAAGGUUAUGCUAAGGCUACUGGUAGACCUGGUGUUGUCCUUGUUACUUCGGGUCCAGGGGCCACUAAUGUUAUAACUCCUUUAGCUGAUGCUCUUAUGGAUGGUGUCCCAUUAGUUGUAUUUUCUGGUCAAGUUCCAACCACUUCAAUUGGUACUGAUGCUUUCCAAGAAGCUGAUGUUAUUGGUAUUUCAAGAUCUUGUACUAAAUGGAAUGUUAUGGUUAAAAAUGUAGCUGAAUUACCAAGAAGAAUCAAUGAAGCUUUUGAAAUUGCUACUACUGGUAGACCAGGUCCAGUUUUAGUUGAUUUACCAAAAGAUGUUACUGCAUCAAUUUUAAGACAUGCUAUUCCAAUAAAUACCACUUUACCAUCAAAUGCUCUUAGUCAAAUCACUAAAAAAGCUCAAAAUGCUUUUAUAAGUGAAUCUAUUAGAAGAGCUGCUAAUUUAUUAAAUAAAUCUAAAAAACCAAUCAUUUAUGCUGGUGCCGGGAUCUUAAAUCAUGAAGAUGGUCCAAAAGUUUUAAAAGAAUUAGCUGAUAAAUUAAACAUACCGGUAACUACCACUAUUCAAGGUUUAGGUACGUUUGAUCAAAGAGAUCCAAAAUCUUUAGAUAUGUUAGGUAUGCAUGGUAAUGGUGCUGCCAAUACUGCUAUACAACAAGCUGAUUGUAUUAUUGCUCUUGGUGCUAGAUUCGAUGAUAGAGUUACUGGUAACAUUACUAAAUUUGCUCCUGUUGCUAAAUUAGCUGCUCAAGAAAAUAGAGGUGGUAUUAUUCAUUUUGAAAUUAGUCCAAAAAAUAUAAAUAAAAUUGUUGAAGCUACUGAAGCUAUUGAAGGUGAUGUUACUGCCAAUUUAAAAACUUUUAUUCCUUUAUUACAUCCAGUUAAAGAAAGACCUCAAUGGUUUGCUAAAAUUAAUGAAUGGAAAGAAAAAUUCCCAUACGCUUAUCAACUUGAAACUCCAGGUUCUUUAGUUAAACCUCAAACUUUAAUUAGAGAAAUCUCUGAACAAGCUUCAACUUAUAAUAAAGAAGUUCUUUAUACCACUGGGGUUGGUCAACAUCAAAUGUGGGCUGCUCAACAUAUUACUUGGACUAAACCAAGAACUAUGAUUACUUCAGGUGGUUUAGGUACUAUGGGUUUUGGUUUACCUGCUGCUAUUGGUGCUCAAAUUGCCAAGCCAGAUGCCAUUGUUAUUGAUAUUGAUGGUGAUGCUUCAUUCAAUAUGACUCUUAUGGAAUUAUCAUCUGCUGUUCAAGCCAAUGCUCCAAUUAAAGUAUGUAUUUUAAAUAAUGAAGAACAAGGUAUGGUUACUCAAUGGCAAUCACUCUUUUAUGAACAUAGAUAUUCUCAUACUCAUCAAUCUAAUCCAAACUUCAUGAAAUUGGCUGAAGCUAUGGGUGUUGAAGGUAUUAAAAUCUCAACUCAAGAAGAAUUAAAAGAAGGUGUCAAGAAAUUCUUAGAUGCCAAGGGUCCAGUUUUAUUAGAAGUUAUUGUUGAAAAGAAAGUUCCUGUUUUACCAAUGGUUCCAGGUGGUAAAGCUUUAGACGAUUUCAUCGUAUUUGAUGCUGAAGUUGAAAGACAACAAACCGAAAUAAGAAAAGAAAGAACCGGUGGAAAACAUUAG